This is a messenger RNA of Neogale vison (American mink), 2559 nucleotides long. RefSeq names its product zinc finger protein 34 (gene ZNF34). The transcript has 6 exons. The coding region runs from base 855 to 2498 and encodes 547 amino acids. Gene Ontology annotation, biological process: regulation of DNA-templated transcription. Gene Ontology annotation, molecular function: DNA-binding transcription factor activity, RNA polymerase II-specific; RNA polymerase II cis-regulatory region sequence-specific DNA binding. NCBI's taxonomy places the organism in Eukaryota, Metazoa, Chordata, Mammalia, Carnivora, Mustelidae. The record is from RefSeq and is a predicted model, not a curated record.
GUGAGUGUGGCCGGGCGAGGGCGGUGGUGACCGCGAGCGCUCCCGGGCGCGCGCCGCCGGCCGUUCCCUGUAACCCCAGAGCUGCCCCGGCCCCCGCCCCGCGGCCGACAGCAUCUCCCGCCCCGGCGUCCCCCGGCGGGCCCUGUCCCCACUCUCGGAGCCCCCUCGAAGUGCCCCGUUCCCCCCUCGGGGUUUCCCGAUGGGCCGCAAGCCCCGACCCGUGCGGUCCCCCAGCCCGGCGCCUGCCGUCCGCCGCCCUGGCCCGCCUUGUUCCUUGCCGGGCCCCCGCCCGGCCCGAGGCUCCUCCUCCGCGGUCUGAGGGCUCGGGGGAACCCUGGGGCCUCUUCCCAGGUCGUCCCGAGGGGCUCUUGUGGGGCCCUCCUGGCCCGCCGACUCGAGGCCCCUUCCCGUCCCGGCCCCUCCCCGCCGCGCCGACGGUCACCAGCUCGCCAGACUCGGCGCAGCCCGCAGCGUGGGCCGGGCCUUGGCCUCGCCUCUGGUGCAGGCUGUUGCCCCCGCGCCGCCCGGUUCCCGCGGCCCCUGCGGGGAGCGCUCAGUGCCCGGCGCCGCCUGUGUCCGUCGUGGCCCGCGCCGCGCGCCUCCCGUGCUUCCUCUCGCUUCAGCGGCUCCGAAGCGCCAGUCCCACGGCGCCGGCCUCCGCCUUUUCGCUUCUGACGCUCCGCGGCCAGACUCCGUUCCUCUUCCCUGGAGGCCUUGAUCCGCGUCUGACACCGAAGACUUGAAAUAAAUGCGCCUGUUUCUGUGCCUCGAAGGGUCUUGGACUGCACUCUGACAACUGUUGCUGCUUGUGUGCACCAGUGUGACUCACACUGGGAAGCCCAGGGUUCCAGGUGAUGGCGGCUUUGCACCUGUCUGCCCUGCCCCAGGCCGAGGUGACCUUUGAGGACGUGGCCGUGCUGUUCUCCCGGGAGGAGUGGGGUCGUCUGGGCCCUGCUCAGAGGGGCCUCUAUAGGGACGUGAUGCUGGAGACCUACAGGAACCUGGUCUCCCUGGGAGCUGGACCUGCAGGUCCCAAGCCUGGGGUGAUCACACAGUUGGAACGAGGGGAUGAGCCGUGGGUCCUGGAUGCACAGGGCGCCGAGGGGGAAGAGCGACUGAGAGUCAGUGCCUCAGGUCAUGGGACCAGGACUGAAUACAAAGAGUUGUCUUCAGGGGAGAUGCUUGAUGGGGAAGAGUUGGAUCAGCUCCGGAGGGCUGUUCUCCAAGGACCUGAUCCUGGAGAGACCCACGCAUGUGUCUGGGAGCCAGAGGAGAGCCUGGGCAAGCUUGUAGAGCAGAGAGGCCUGAGGCCAGUCACACUGGCCAACGAGGAGAACAUGCAGGAGUCUGGGGGAAGCCUCAGGUUUUGGUCAAGCCCUUUCCCUGAUCAGAGACCUCACAAAUGCGAUAUAUGUGAGCAAAGUUUUGAACAGAGAUCAUACCUCAAUAACCAUAAACGUGUACACAGGUCAAAAAAGACAAAUAUAGUCCGUGAUUCUGGGGAAUUCUUCAGUGCAAAUUUAGUUGUUAGAGACGAUCAGAAAAUUCCUCUUGGGAAAAAACUGCAUUAUUGUGGUUACUGUGGGAAAGCCUUCAGGUACAGUGCUAACCUUGUCAAACACCAGCGGCUUCACAGUGAAGAGAAGCCCUACAAGUGUGACGAGUGUGGGAAAGCUUUCAGUCAGAGCUGCGAGUUCAUCAGUCACCGAAGGAUGCACUCUGGGGAGAUCCCCUACCGAUGCGCUGAGUGUGGGAAGACAUUCAACCAGAGGCCCAACCUCAUGAAACAUCAGAGGAUUCACACCGGGGAGAAGCCCUAUAAGUGUGGUGAUUGUGGGAAACACUUCAGCGCCUAUUCUUCCCUUAUUUAUCACCAGAGAAUCCACACUGGAGAGAAACCCUAUAAGUGUGACGACUGUGGGAAAGCCUUCAGUGACGGCUCGAUCCUUAUCCGACAUCGUCGGACCCACACUGGGGAGAAGCCGUUUGAAUGUAAAGAAUGUGGCAAAGGUUUCACUCAAAGCUCUAACCUUAUCCAGCAUCAAAGAAUUCACACUGGGGAGAAACCCUAUAAAUGCAAUGAAUGUGAGAAAGCCUUCAUCCAAAAAACCAAACUUGUGGAGCAUCAGAGAAGCCACACCGGCGAGAAGCCCUACGAAUGUAAUGACUGUGGCAAAGUGUUCAGCCAGAGCACACACCUCAUCCAGCACCAGAGGAUCCACACCGGGGAGAAGCCGUACAAGUGCAGUGAGUGUGGGAAGGCCUUCCACAACAGUUCCAGACUCAUCCACCACCAAAGGUCGCACCACGGAGAGAAGCCGUACAAGUGCAGCGACUGCAAGAAGGCCUUCAGCCAGGGCACGUACCUCGUCCAGCACCGGAGGAUCCACACGGGCGAGAAGCCGUACAAGUGCGGCAAGUGUGGGAAGGCCUUCCGGCACAGCUCCAACAUGUGCCAGCACCAGAGGAUCCACCUCCGCGAGGACCUGGCGCGCUGACCGCGGACCACGGCCCGGGGGUUCCGCCAGCGCCGCCCCCGCGCGUCCCGCCCCUUCACGC